Prunus armeniaca (apricot) is the source of this 1002-nucleotide messenger RNA. NCBI's taxonomy places the organism in Eukaryota, Viridiplantae, Streptophyta, Magnoliopsida, Rosales, Rosaceae. The record is from the annotation of a GenBank genome assembly.
AUGGACCCUCCGCCAGGUAUCCUUGUAACCUCUAAGGAGGGUAUGGUGUGCAAACUACAGAAAUCCUUAUAUGGAUUAAAGCAGUCUCCAAGAGCUUGGUUUGGGAGGUUUGCUGCAUCUAUGAGGAAGUCUGGGUAUGUACAAAGUAAUUCGGAUCAUACUUUGUUUCUGAAGCGUCGGAAAGGUGACUUGAAGUACUUUCUCGGGAUUGAAGUGGCUAGAUCUAAGCAUGAAACUGGAAUGUUGGAUUGUAAACCAAUUGAUACUCCUAGUGAACAUAAUCACAAGUUGGGGUUAUAUCCUGAUCAAGUUCCUACUAAUAAGGAGCGCUAUCAACGGCUUGUGGGGAAAUUAAUUUAUUUAGCUCAUACACGUCCUGACAUUGCGUAUGCAGUAAGUGUGGUGAGUCAGUUUAUGCACGCACCUAGUGAAGAUCAUAUGGCAGCUGUGACGUGUGUUUUGAGAUAUCUCAAAGUAACUCCUGGAAAAGGGUUAAUGUUUUCCAAGUAUGGUCAUACAGAUGUGGAAGGAUACACCGAUGCUGAUUGGGCAGGUUCGGCUACUGAUAGACGUUCUACGUCUGGGUAUUUUACGUUUGUUGGUGGUAAUCUUGUUACUUGGAGAAGCAAGAAACAAAAGGUGGUGUCUCGAUCUAGUGCUGAGGCCGAGUAUCGUGGAAUGGCCCAUGGUGUAUGUGAGUUACUGUGGUUGAGGAGAUUAUUGAGAGAUCUUGGCUUUGGGCCUAAGAAACCUAUGGAUAUAUAUUGCGAUAAUAAGGCUGCGAUUGCAAUUGCUCAUAACCCUGUACAACAUGAUCGUACAAAGCAUGUGGAGGUUGAUCGAAAUUUCAUUAAAGAAAAGUUGGAUGCGGAGAUUGUUUCCUUCCCAUUCAUCAGUUCUGAGUAUCAGUUAGCAGAUGUCCUUACGAAGGCUGUUUCUACUAGUAUUUUCCACAACUCGCUUGACAAGUUGGGCAUGCGUGACGUCUUUGCUCCAACUUGA